Drosophila guanche is the source of this 2240-nucleotide messenger RNA. RefSeq names its product protein hemingway. The transcript has 4 exons. The record is from RefSeq and is a predicted model, not a curated record. The coding region runs from base 247 to 2124 and encodes 625 amino acids. Lineage: Eukaryota; Metazoa; Arthropoda; Insecta; Diptera; Drosophilidae.
GAUGGCCAUGCAAAGUAAAAUCUGUUUAAAUUUGUAGGUCUCCCAAUAAUACGAACUUGGAGUUUCGGCAGUUGUCGAUAAAUAAUACAGAAAGACACACGAAUUCCCAAAAAACGUUCUCUGCUAAAAAUAUUUAUAAAUAAAUAAAAAUACACACAAGAAGCCGAGAGUUGAACAAUCCAGAGGACAGCACUAUAAAAUAAAACCAAAGAGAUCGUCGGACAUCAUCGCUGUCUGCAGCAUAAAAUGGCUGACUUCGAUGAGGAUUAUUAUGUGGAUGAGUCCUUUGAGGCGGACUCGGAUGCAGAGGAGCUGGAGCAGGAAGAGGAGGAGCAAGAAGAGGGGCAGGAAGAGGAGCAGGAAGAGGAGCAGGAAAAAGACAAAAACAAUAACAAUAACAAUAACGAAGAGGACAGCGAUGACGACGAUGAUGUCUGCGAUGACAUCCUGGAAUAUAGCGAUGAUACCGAUGGCACCGAGGAUACCGAACCCGAAAUCGAUCCCAAGAUGGAGUUCCUGCUGGGAAACCCACAUGCCCGUCGGCAGUUGCUGCGCGCCCGCGCACGCCAGAAGAUGCCAACGUAUCCCAGCUCCUCGUCCGACGAAGAGAGCCAGGUGGUUGUCACGAAGACGGUGGCGGAGGUGAAUCCGUUGGCACUCGGCAUGGACACAUCGGUGGAGCUGGAGGAGGAUGAGGAUCCGGAUGAGGAUCCGGAUUCGGGGCGUACGCUAAAGCCAGGCAGUGACAGGUACCGAAAGAGCGUGGCCAGCAGCGAUUCAGACGAUUCAGAGGAAGUGGACGAUGAAGAGCAGGUAGAUGACAAGAAGUAUGGCGACGUGCUGGAAAUACUGGAAGAAGACGCAGAGGAGGAGCAAGAAGAGCAAGAAGAGCAAGAAGAGCAAGAAGAGCAAGAAGAGGAAGAGGAAGUGGAGGAGCAAGAAAGCGAAGGCGCCUUCGAGUCAGAGGAAGAAGCAAAUGGAGAGAGCGACCAGGAAGAAGGCUCCGAUGUCGAAGUGUAUCAGCCGGAAGAGAGCGAGGAGGAGCCUCAGCCUGAGCCUGAACCCAUUGCAGCUGCAGCUCACGAUUUCUACACUUUGGCCGAUGACAGCGACAACAGCAGCGAGCGCAGCCUCCUAUCGGACAGAACCCUUAUCAAUGGCAAGGAACCAACGCAGCUGCAUUUAAAGACGAGGCUCGAGGCAAUCAACGAAACGGAAACGGAAACGGGCAUUGAGACUGAUGAGAAGACAGCAGACAAAUUUAUGCUAACUGCGGAGCAACUCGCAGCGGCAAUGCCGCCCAUGGAACAGCUGGAGCAAUUUCUCAACGAGAUGAGCAUCGCAGACAGUAAGCUGAUGGGACCUGCCCAUAAGUCAACGCCCAUUAAGCUACUGGAACACCAGAUGAACCACAUGUCCGCGAUGAUCAUGAAGACAAUUCGCACUCGAGCAAUGGAGGGGCUGGGCAUGGAAACGGACAGGCUGCGUGCGGGCAGCGCGAGAGUGGAGGACGCUCAAUCGACGACGGCGGAGUCGAGCCUGGCGAGCGCUCGCAGCUGUGAUAGCAGUGAAACGAAGGGAAUGACUCCACAGGGUUACGGCCGUUGCCGCUGUCCCUCCAGCUCGGACUACAUGGAAACGGAGCAACAGCCAGAAACGCUGCUGGAUGGUGGCUUCUAUGUGGACGAGUGCGGCCAGGGGGAUGGCCUGAUGCGGCAUCCGCACCAGCGGCGGCCACCCGAGUACCAGCGAACAAUUUGCAGCGCAACGCCCAGCAGCUACACCAGCAAUGUCACGCGUUCGCGCUCAUCAACGGAUAAAAUGAACUACAAGAAUCUGGGACGCAAGAACUUCAGCUUCACCAAUGAGCAGAUGCGCAUAAUCGAGCGUCAGAAUCACAUUCUGCUGCAGAAGAUGAUGGCGGUCAAGCCGACGGUGCACAUCAAAGCCAGCACGAGCGCCACGAAGUGCAACGGCAAAGCGUCUUCCACGCAGCAGCAGGCAAUGCAACUUACGAGCGCAGCCGUGAACCGAAAGAAAUAUCAGCGACAGAUAAAUCUGGAGAAUAAUUUAAUUAAACGCAAAUUGGAUGCCAUACAUGCGCGUCGUCCGGAAUUCAAAUGAAGCCAACCUGCUUCUGCUCCUGAUCCAGCUCCUGCUCCCAUCACACAACUGUGUUCAUGUUUAGUCAGUUAUUAUGGAAUUGACGAAUUAAAAUUUAUUGCAAGUUACAAAAUGUA